AUGAAGUCUGCUGUGUUUCUCUCUACGAUGAUUCCCAGUGUGCUGGGCACAACCAUCUACCUGGCCGGCGAUUCCACCAUGGCCAAGGGGGGAACUGGAUCCGGUACUGCAGGAUGGGGCGAGUAUGUGUCCCCUUAUACAUCAGCCAGUGUAUCCAACCAAGCCGUAGCCGGCCGCAGUGCACGAUCAUACACCCGCGAGGGCCGAUUCGAUACCAUCGCCAGCGAAGUGCAAUCCGGAGACUGGGUCAUCAUCGAAUUCGGACACAACGACGGCGGCUCGCUCUCGACAACAGACAACGGUCGCACCGACUGCUCCGGCACGGGAGAUGAGACCUGCACCACGACAUAUGGCGGCGUGACAGAAACCGUGUUGACCUUCCCUAAGUAUUUGGAAAACGCAGCCAACAUGUUCAAGGCCAAGGGUGCCAAUGUGCUCAUCUCGAGCCAAACCCCCAACAACCCAUGGGAGACCGGCACCUUCACCUACUCCCCGUCGCGGUUCGUGGCAUAUGCCGAGCUGGCAGCCCAGACAGCAGGCGUAUCAUAUGUGGACCAUGGAGCAUACGUGGCAGACAUCUUCGAGUCUCUGGGCGCGGAUGUGGUCGAUGCAUACUUCCCACUCGACCAUACCCAUACGAGUGCCGAAGGGGCCUCGGUGGUGGCCCAAGCGUUCUUCAAAGCCGUGGUCUGUGGAGGUGUCGGAUUGGAGAGUCUCUUGAACACCAAUGAUUUCGAGGGUGAAUGUCUUUGA
This is a messenger RNA of Penicillium canariense, 753 nucleotides long. RefSeq names its product rhamnogalacturonan acetylesterase RgaE. Gene Ontology annotation, molecular function: hydrolase activity, acting on ester bonds. The transcript is spliced from 2 exons. The coding region runs from base 1 to 753 and encodes 250 amino acids. The record is from RefSeq and is a predicted model, not a curated record. NCBI's taxonomy places the organism in Eukaryota, Fungi, Ascomycota, Eurotiomycetes, Eurotiales, Aspergillaceae.